ACACUCUCUCUUCCAUCUCCACGCAAACAUACAUCUCGUCCACCAUGGCCCCGUCGUCAUACAUCGCUUCAACCAGACCGACAUCUCUGCAGAGUCUCCUCGACACAUCAACGUCCAAGAACGGCACACCGUCGCUGGAUCUCAGAUGGGAACCGUUUCAGCAACACGUCGAAAACUUCUUGACAGCCAUCGAUGCGUAUACCCAAUCCGCCAGGACAGAAAUCGUAGCUCGAGCAACCGAUCACUAUGCUACCGUGCGCGAUAAGAAGGCAGAAAUGGAGGAAACGGAAAAGAGAAUCCAGCUGGAGAGGGAGAAGGAAGGAGACAUGUUGGCGACUCUCGAGUCCGAAAGACAUGUCCUGGCCGACCUCAACUCUUCACUAUCACAUCUGCAGAAUAGCUUGGCCAAGACAAAAGAGCAAUCAUCAUCUCUCGAGGCGGAACUGAAGGCUCUCAGGACAGAAGUCAGAUCGGAAGAGACCGAGAAAGAGAGGCAGAAGAAAAUGCUGAAUGAUAUGAGGAACAGGGAUACUGUGGAACUGAAACAGAUGGAGGAGGCGCUAGGAUGGAAAGUGGAAGGCAUCAAGGCUGAUCAGCUACUCAUGCGAUUCUACCUGAUCGACCCCGAUGAUCCUGCUAGGGAAUUCUCAUUCAUCGUCGAUGUUGCAAAACAAGACUAUACAGUGCCCAACUGUGACCCUCCCAUCCCGACUCUGCCCCAACUCGUGCGGCAGCUCAACGAGGAUCGAGAUCUCUUCUCUUUCAUCAAGAAAGUCCGCAAAGCUUUCCGUGCGCUCAUCCCCAACCCACCAAAUCCAUCCACCAAAUUUGAUGACCUCUCUGGUCCUGGGCUCGGCCUUCGUACACCAGGGCGUAGCCAGAGAACAUUGUCCUCUACAACACCGGCGGCUGCUAGAGAUGUGACCGAGGGGUCGGCUCUAGAUCAUUUGACCCUGGGAAAGUGAUGGGAAGUGUAGCCAACCUGUUCGGUGUACCUGUAUAGUUUUGUUUUCGGGCUUAGAUGUUUCUUUCCUCGCCUUAUAUUUCUUGACGACCAUGGUCAAUGCACGUUGUAUAGUAGUUACAAAAUGAGGUCUUGAUAAACAUCGAUCAAGCAUCGCAUCAAUCCAUGAGCUUCUGCGCUGGACUUGUUGUGGUCCUUUUCGUUCAACUAUCCGCUACUUCUACAAACCAUAGGCACAUAAACACAAUCUACCAG
Cryptococcus amylolentus CBS 6039 is the source of this 1219-nucleotide messenger RNA. RefSeq lists its product as hypothetical. The transcript has 5 exons. Bases 45 to 965 code for a protein of 306 amino acids. Gene Ontology annotation, biological process: chromosome segregation. Gene Ontology annotation, cellular component: Ndc80 complex. The record is from RefSeq and is a predicted model, not a curated record. Lineage: Eukaryota; Fungi; Basidiomycota; Tremellomycetes; Tremellales; Cryptococcaceae.